AUGGGAAAGACAACGUACUGCCAUAAGCUUGUUUACGACUGGGCCACAAAGAAAAACAAAUCAGGAGGCUGUUCCCCGGAUUUUCAGUUAGUUAUAUUACUACGAUGCCGCGACAUUGACGAGGAGUCCAACCUUAGGGAUGCUAUUGAUGACCAGCUCCUUCCUCGUGGAAUUCAGUCAGAGGAUAGAGAGAAAUUCAUGAAGUACGUUCAAAACAACCAGUCAAAGGUUUUAAUGGUACUGGAGGGUUUGGAUGAGUUACCUAAAAGCAGACUACCGGAGUUCAUUGCUGAAAUCAUUCAGGGUAGAAUGCUUCCCGGUUGUCACUUGGUAGUUACAGCGCGACACGAGGCUGCGAUACCUGUGAGAAAAGUCUGCGAUACUCUUCUGGAGAUUGAGGGAUUCAAUCCUGAAGAUGUAAAAAACUUCAUAUUGAAAUACUUCAAAGGCAAGAAUGGUUUGUCCAGAAAGCUAUUAGACAAGCUGGAGAGCGAUAGUAGGCUCAGAGAGAUGUCGACAAAUCCUCUUAACACUGCACUACUUCGUCUUCUUUGUGAAGAUUUUGAUGGUGUUUUACCUGAAGGAAGAACUCAACUGUACUUACAAAUAGUGCUAUGUGUUCUUAUGAGAUACAGGGCAAAGAAGGGCCUACCAGAAGAUAAUACAGACCUAACUGAACUAUACAAAGAUCAGUUGAAACACCUUGGCUUGAUAGCACUAAACGGGCUACAUGAGGAAUGCAUGUACUUUGGUAAAAAGCAACUUGGACAACAACAUAGUGACCUACCUGGAUUCGGAUUUCUUUGGGUUCAGCCCGGAAGCAAACUACGACCGUUCGAUGAGUGUUACGGCUUUACGCAUAAGAGUUUCCAAGAAUUUUUUGCGGGACAUUAUCUUUGGUGCCAGCUUGUUAGCCAAGAAAUCACCCCUCAAACAUUAGUCUGUGAGGCAAGAUAUUUCCGGAAUAUGCGACAGGUGCUACUAUUUAUCUAUGGUUUGCUUGCCUUGCGAUCCGAAGAAAGUGUAGGAGCACUUAUAAGCGCCAUAGCGAAUGAAGUCAACAAAGGAGAUUUAACUGAAUUGUUGCCUGUUGCACUGGAGUGUAUUAAAGAGUGUAAAAAGGGAGGCAGUAAUCUUCACUUACAGCUUGCACGUACCUUUGGCUCAUGUCUGACGGUGGAAAAAGCUUAUCUAGGGGGAGAACGGAUUGAUGUUGUUGCUGCUGAAGUGCUUGGUGCCGCACUUGAAACAAACACAACUCUGACAGAUUUGAGUUUGUCUCUCAAUAACCUUGGUCCUGAUGGUGCUAAGUCACUUGCUGACAUGCUUAAAACAAACACAAUUCUAACAGAUUUACAUUUGUCUGCCAAUGACCUUGGCCCUGCUGGUGCUGAGUCACUUACUGCGGCACUUGGGAAAAACACAACUCUAAAAAAUUUGGAUUUGUCGGCUAAUGAACUUGGGCCUGCCGGAGCUGAGUUCGUUGCUAUGGCGCUUGAAAAAAACAGAACUCUUAGAGCACUUUGUCUGGUAAUAACCUUGGCUCCUCUAGUGCGGAUUCACUUUCCACCGCCCUUAAAACAAACACAAGUCUCACGGCGUUAAAUUUGUCUGGUAAUAACCUUGGUCCUGUUGGUGCUCGUUCAUUUGCUGCUGCACUGAAAAUGAACAAAACUCUGACGGAGUUGAAUUUGUCUGGCAAUAAUAUUGGUCCUACUGGUGUAGAGUCACUUGCCGCCAUCCUUUGUGUUGCUGGUGGGGAGUCAGUGGCUGCCAACCUUACAACAAACAAAACUCUAACAAAUUUGGAUUUGUCUGCCAAUUACCUUGGUCCUGCUGGUGCUGAGUCACUUGUUGCUAUGCUAAUAACAAACAAAACUCUGAUCAAUUUGGAUUUGUUUACCAAUGGCCUUGCUCCCGCUGGUGCUGAGUCACUUGUCGCGGCGAUUGAAACAAACACAACCCUGAAAGCACUGAAUUUGUCUCGCAAUAACCUUGGUCCUACUGGUGCUGAUUCACUUGCUGCCGCGCUUGAGAUAAACAAAAGUCUGACGGAGUUGAAUUUG
Molecule: messenger RNA, 2066 nt
Organism: Porites evermanni
Lineage: Eukaryota; Metazoa; Cnidaria; Anthozoa; Scleractinia; Poritidae
Source: the annotation of a GenBank genome assembly